AUGCUGCGUAUCCGACCAGGCGGGACCUCUACAACUCCUCCGAGCAAUCCGGAGGAGCUCCGGCUUCGCCAUUGCCGUAUUGGUCUGGCAUGGGAUUUUGUGAAGCCGAGGCAUUCCACAAGGGCAUGGCUCCCAGACAACUGUGUGGACUGUUUCCGAGUUCUCUCUGACCAUGUGUUGGGUUCUUCAGUUGCAGGUCUCCGCAGUGCAUGUGGUCAAGGCCCCAUGUGGUCGCUUGUGCUAAGCUAUGUGCUGGAACUCCGCAAAGCAGCUUACCGCUACAUUCGCGAUGGCCAGUGCGCAUGUCUGGAUAAUGCCCUCCUCAAGGCUUGCGAAGGGGACAAGGGCAGUGGGAAGGGCAGAGGCAUGUGGGACCGCCAGUGGGGCAAGUCAUCCAAGACUCCAGAUGGCAAGCAGUUGUGCUUCAAGUACAACAAGCAAAUCGGUUGCGCUGCCGAGCCCAGCGGCUCCUACGAGCUGAACUAUUUCCAGCGGCCGGGAGCCUCCUCCAGGCGUGAGCUGAUGCCGAAGUUCAUGAUGCCCCUGAUUCAGAAGAUCAACUCUGGAGCAACAUAUCUACAAGUGCAUGCGAGCACGGAGACUUUGACGGCUUAUACGAGUGCGAAGGAGGUAAGCGCAAAGCUUUCACAGACGGACUCGGGCUUUGCUCACCGGGUCGCUGGCCUCCCGCAGCGAGACAGGAUGCGGCGUGUAUCGUGUCGAGUUGACUGCCGCGCAUUGGCCUUCAAAUUAGCUGCGGGUCAAAUUUCGGACUCACCGUUCACCGAAGAGAUGCUGGCAUGUGGACGCCAGCUCGUCUGGAGCGAGUUGAAGAGUGCAGGUUGUCGGCUUCCGGUGGAUCAUAUGGUGCCAGGCCAGCCUUUCUGCCUUGCUGCUGUCGAGGAACUGUUGCGACUUGCGGGAGACUCGGACUUUGCAGCCUGCUACACAGGGAGGGACUGUUUUGCGAAGGGAGUCAGACUUGGUGUGGAUGUUGACUUGCCCCGAGUCCCUGCAGUGUUCACAGCCAAGACCCGCUGGAGAGUCUACGACGAGGAAGAUGCAAAUGCAGGCUUGCGAGAAAACUAUGUCUCAGGGAGGGAUCAUGCCGAUGAGGUGCAGGCCCAGUUCGAGAGAGAGGCUGCGCUCGGUGCCAUGUACGAGACCAGUAUCGAACAAGCGAGAGCUGAUCUCGGUGAGUUGUCACUGGCGUCGCUUGGGGCGAUUGAGAAAAAGGACGGCAGCUAUCGUGUCCUUCACGAUGGCACUCAUGGUCUGGCAGUUAAUAGCAAGAUCCGAGUGCAAGAUCAGAUCCGCAACCCUUCAGCAGGCGACUUGCGGUGUGCGACCCAGGCUCUACCUUCUGCUUUCUUCGUGUUGUCAGGGGAUGUAGCGCGUGCGCAUCGACUGGUAAAGGUAGCGCAGUGCGACUGGAAAUACCAAUGCUGCAGAACUGGUGCAAAAGGCGACAUGGUCUGGGUCAAUUGCGUAGGAACCUUCGGGAUUGCUUCAGCCGCCUAUCACUGA
Messenger RNA from Symbiodinium necroappetens, 1527 nucleotides. The record is from the annotation of a GenBank genome assembly. NCBI's taxonomy places the organism in Eukaryota, Dinophyceae, Suessiales, Symbiodiniaceae.